Molecule: messenger RNA, 3864 nt
Organism: Sphaeramia orbicularis (orbiculate cardinalfish)
Lineage: Eukaryota; Metazoa; Chordata; Actinopteri; Kurtiformes; Apogonidae
Gene: septin9b
Product: septin 9b
Exons: 11
Coding region: 292-2112 (606 amino acids)
Molecular function (GO): GTP binding
Source: RefSeq, a predicted model, not a curated record
AUCUUUAACUAUGCUCGUGUGGUCUGGAUCGUCUUUGCAUCCCAGUGAAGUGCACAUCAGAAACCCGAGCGGACCACACGGCAUAUGUGCAUCUGCUGUGCCUGCAGUCACACACCACCAUCACCCACUGAGCUCCAACUGCACCAGAACAAGUGCAAAGAAACUGAGGCAACUUAGUCCGGCUCCAGGUUUUGGUCGACGGGGACCCUGUGAAAGUGACCCGGGUUUCCUGUGAGCAUCUGUGCUCUACACUUUUGGCUGAGGAAAGUGGACCAGCAGCAGGACCAGACCAUGAAGAAGACUGCCAAUACAGCUCUGAAGAGGUCUUUUGAGGUGGAGGAUGUCGACACUUCAUCUCACUCUUCCCCUGGCUCACGUCGGACCACCAGCUCCCCUCAUCGUAAUGCCAUGUCUCCCACCAGCAUCUACUACCGUGACCUGGGCACGGCUGCCCCGGCCACCAACAACAACAACCUCAAUUACACUCAACCUCGCUCCAUCAUGGGUGGCGGAGGCUCCAAGACUCCUGAGCCCGUUUCCCGCCGGUCUGAACUUUCCAUUGACAUCUCCUCUUCCUCCAGUAAGCAGAUGGAUAACAUGACCAGCCCUGCUUCCACACGCUUUGCGACUAACAGCGCCCUGAAACGCCCUGAAGUGCUGGGCCACUCCAAAACCCCUGAGAUGACCCACAAGAGGGAGGUCACUUUUGCCAAAACACCUACUGAUUCCCCAGUGAUCCGCCGUAAUGAGGGCAACAACAACAACAAUGGGAUCACUCGGACCCCUGAGCAGAAUCACACUCGCAGGUUUGAGCCGCCUAGCCCCGGGGAUGUCCGUAAACCUGAUAUCAGCAUAACCAGGGCCCCUCCAGAGAACAAUGGCCACCAUUCGGCAGUUCACCACCCACACCACCCCAACCCUCACCACAACACCAUCGUCACCACCUUCCGCUGUUCUUCACCCAACCAUGCAGGACGCAAAUCCCCAAACCCUGACAGGUCAGAGGUUAAUCUGAGCCACAGCAACAUGUCUGAAUCCACCAAGCCCCAUCACCCCAACCCACAAGGUAAGGGGGAGAAGAGCCAUGGCAGUGACUUCAGCUAUGUGGGCAUCGACGCCAUCCUAGAGCAGAUGAGGAGGAAGGCCAUGAAGCAGGGCUUUGAGCUCAACAUAAUGGUUGUUGGGCAAAGCGGCCUGGGAAAGUCCACUCUGAUGAACACGCUGUUUAAAUCCAAGGUGAGCCGCAAGUCGGUUCAGCCCAUCCCGGAGGAAAGGAUCCCCAAGACCAUCGAGAUCAAGUCCAUUAGUCACGAUAUUGAAGAGAAAGGCGUGAGGAUGAAGCUGACAGUAAUCGAUACUCCUGGCUUUGGGGAUCAGAUCAACAAUGAAAACUGCUGGCAGCCGAUUAUGAAAUUCAUCAAUGACCAGUAUGAAGCAUAUCUGCAGGAAGAAAUCAACAUCAACCGGAAGAAGAGGAUCCCAGAUUCGAGGGUGCACUGCUGCAUAUACUUCAUACCUCCCACUGGCCACUGUCUGAGGCCCCUGGAUGUGGAGUUCAUGAGACGACUCAGUAAGGUGGUCAACAUCGUACCUGUCAUCGCAAAGGCUGACACACUCACCCUGGAAGAGAGGGACUACUUUAAACAGACGAUUAGGGAAGAGCUACGAGCCAAUGGAAUCGAUGUUUACCCUCAGAAGGAGUUCGACGAGGAUGCAGAUGACAGGCUGAUCAAUGACAAGAUCAGGGAGAUGAUUCCUUUUGCUGUGGUGGGCAGUGACCAGGAGUACCAAGUGAACGGGAAGAGGAUUCUGGGAAGGAAAACAAAAUGGGGAACCAUAGAAGUUGAGAAUAUUGCACACUGUGAGUUCGCCUACCUGCGAGACCUCCUCAUUAGGACGCACAUGCAGAACAUCAAGGACAUCACAGGCAGCAUCCACUACGAGACGUAUCGAGUCCGUCGGUUAAAUGAAUCCAACACCCAUUUCAGCUCUCAGCCCUCUGACCAUCCUCCUGUCCAGCCCAAAGCCAACGGGCAGCUCGAGGUGCAGCCCAGUGCUGUGCAAGCCAACGGCGUGGCUGCUCAGCACGAAGCCCUGUCCCACGAGAUGUAGACCAUCAUGUGAGCAGUCAGACCCCCGAUUUCUGAUACGUGGACAUAACCAUGCACAAACAUACACUCACACAACUAUCCAGUCUACUCCAACAAGCCCACAUGCACUCGAACACAAACCUAUGAUGUGAAGCCUACUGUAUUUUAUUACCUAGUAGGAUGUCUUUGCAAAAAAAAAUAAAACCUACCUAAACCACAGCUUUUAAUUUAUCAGGUAGUUAGAGUCCAGCUUUAAAUGACCAACUUUUUCCUUACAUGGGCUGUUUUCUGAGUCCUUACCAUAUAGCUACUCCUUGUUUGUCUGUAACUGCCCACUGCAGUUUCUAUACAGACCUGUUUACUAUCAGCCACUCUCAGGCCAUAAAACCAACAUACAUCUACGUCUCAUUAAUGAGCUUGGCUGCUUGGUUUAUUUUUAGAGCAUCUGAUGAUUGUCAGGACUGCAGUGGAGUGCAGUUGCCAAGGACAGGAUGUAAGAAAUACAAAAGUAAAAAGAAAAAAAAGACAAGAUUUUAACCAGAUACAGCUAGAAUGAUGGGAUCUUUUUCCAUUAUCUUAGGUGGCAUUAAUCGGCCAUACGGGGGCUUUCCAGAUGAGGAGAAACCGAAUAAUUCAAUAAAGUUUAGAAUAUCAGAAGAUGCUAGAUUAUCUCAGAUAACCAGAACUUUUUACCACUUGCUUGGUCCACUUUGUGUUGUGGUGUAUAGUUUUGUGUAGAUACUAGGAUUAAUUAGGGAUGUGUAGAUUAGGCAUAUAGUAUUAUGGAAGAACAAAAGAUAUUGUUGACACCUCCACUCUGCAUAGUACAAAAAUGACAGCAAUAGCAGCGUGGAGCAGCUUUUAAGAAAGAUGGUUCCUCUUGAUGUUUAAUGAUGUUUUUAAGACCCCUUUUUUUGCCAAACCAGCGUGUCUUUCUAUCUAAUGCAAAUGUUGUGUAACAGUCAUACCUUGCAUUUUACAUUGCUCAUUUACUGUUGUAUUUUUGUUGCUGUUGUUCAUGUUUUAAUAUUAUUGUGUAAGAGACGUUAUGGAGGAAUCUGUGCACCUGUUGUCCCAUGCAGCCCCUUUGUCCAUUUUUAUGACUGUAAACCAAAUAAAAGUUGAUUUUUCUGUUCUAAAGAGAAGCACAUACAGUAUAUAGAUUGAUUUAUGAAUAGGUAUUUAUGUGUAUGUUUAGUGUAAUCGGUUUUAUUCAACUUUCAUUCCAACUGAUUUUCAGAGGUUUGUUGCUGGUCUUAAACAGUGAUGUUUUAGGUCUCGGCCGUGGGUUUUUCUUUUUCUUUUUUAGUUUUUGCUUGUAUUCAUAUCGAUGUAACCUGAUCCAUUCGAUGGUUAGAACAGGGACAUUUACACUGAAAACUGAAUUUGCCAAAGGAGGAUGAUAUUUUACUACAACUCAGAAGGAUUUAUGCCAAACAACCUUAAAUAGUACCCAUACUUAGCACAUAUAUGAUGUCAUUAUUUCAGCAGAAAAAAAUGAAUUGAUAAAAUCCUUAUUUUUUUUUCUUUAAUUUCUUAACAGAAACUUUUCUGUCUCUUCAUGUCAAAAUAUGCAAUAUUUUCAGUACAUGCAAACAAACGAGAUAAUAAAUGCAAAAGGAGAGCAAACUAUUCUUUUCUUGAGAGACUUAUUGGGUUACACUUUGUUUACUGUUGUAUAGGUCUUGUGUAAUUUGUUACAGUAUAAUAGAUUAAGGUUUUAUCUUUGAUAUGUUAUCUCAAAGAAUAAAGAUUGAUAUUUUUAUUGUUUAAA